This is a messenger RNA of Amoebophrya sp. A25, 453 nucleotides long. NCBI's taxonomy places the organism in Eukaryota, Dinophyceae, Syndiniales, Amoebophryaceae. The record is from the annotation of a GenBank genome assembly.
UUGGGAAAACUGUACAGUAUUUGUAGUUGUGGAUGCGUGGCUUCUAUUUAAUUAUGUACUAGUAGAUUAAGUAAUAUCUUGUAUCCUUUUUAUGAGCGUAUGGGCCCUUCAAGCAAAAGAAACAACGAGUUGCGAUGUGAAGCCAGCAAGGAAUAGUACAGACAUGCAGCUGCAAGAAUUUCAACCCAACAAGAGUAGUAGUAGCACGACGCGUUUUCGUACAGUUGCACCUAGGCAAACACGUGAGAUGGAGACAGCGCAACAAGAAAUAGAGGCGCCAGGACUUCUGGGACACGAUGACGAUGCACGAAAAGAUGAGCAGAAUGAGCAAGUAGUACAGUUUCCCAACAUUAGCAUCAAUCCAGAGAUGGAGGGUAUUCAGCAGACAGCAGGUACGGAGCUCAAUUCAACGUUAUCUGGCAAGGGGCAGCAGAGCAUGGAGCAGCAAGGAGC